This is a messenger RNA of Zalophus californianus (California sea lion), 3144 nucleotides long. It is a transcript of the gene AMHR2, whose product is annotated as anti-Mullerian hormone receptor type 2. Gene Ontology annotation, cellular component: signaling receptor complex; plasma membrane. Gene Ontology annotation, molecular function: ATP binding; transforming growth factor beta receptor activity. The record is from RefSeq and is a predicted model, not a curated record. Gene Ontology annotation, biological process: protein phosphorylation; BMP signaling pathway; cellular response to growth factor stimulus. Lineage: Eukaryota; Metazoa; Chordata; Mammalia; Carnivora; Otariidae. The coding region runs from base 80 to 1558 and encodes 492 amino acids. The transcript has 10 exons.
CCUGUCUCUGAAGGAAGCUCUGGCCAGGGCAGCUGUGCUGGCUCAUGCUCCCCUCCUCGUGCUGCGUGCCCCCUCCGGCAUGAUGCUGGGGACUCUGGGCCUUUGGGUACCACUUCCCACAGCUGUGCGCGGAUGCCGAGACAGUGAUGAGCCAGACUGUGAGUCCCCCCACUGUGACCUGAGCCCCCGAGCCCACCCCAGCCCCAGGUCCACUCUCUUCACCUGCUCCUGUGGCACUGACUUCUGCAAUGCCAAUUACAGCCAUCUGCCUCCUCCAGGGAGCCCUGGGACUUCUGGCUCCCAGGGUCCACAAGCUGUCCCAGGCGAGUCCAUCUGGAUGGCACUGGUGCUGCUGGGGCUAUUCUUCCUCCUCCUGCUGCUGCUGGGCAGCAUCAUCUUGGCCCUGCUACAGCGAAAGACUUGCAGAGUACAAGGUGGGCCAGAGCCAGAACCAGAGCCAGAACCAGAGCCAGAACCAGAGCCAGACUCAGGCAGGGACUGGAGUGCUGAGCUGCCCGAGCUGCCUGAACUGUGUUUCUCCCAGGUAAUCUGGGAAGGAGGUCACACAGUGGUGUGGGCUGGGCGGCUGCAAGGCAAACUGGUAGCCAUCAAGGCCUUCUCCCGGAGGGCUGUGGCCCAGUUCCAAGCUGAGAGAGCGUUAUACGAACUGCCAGGCCUACGGCACGACCACAUUGUCCGCUUUAUCACCGCCAGCAAAGGGGGCCCUGGCCCCCUGCCCUGUGGGCCCCUGCUGGUACUGGAACUACACCCGAAGGGCUCCCUGUGCCACUACUUGACCCAGCACACCAGUGACUGGGGAAGUUCCAUGCGGAUGGCACUGUCUCUGGCGCAGGGCCUGGCAUUUCUCCAUGAGGAGCGCUGGCAAGAUGGCCAAUAUAAACCAGGUAUCGCCCACCGAGAUUUGAGCAGCCAGAAUGUGCUCAUUCGGGAGGAUGGGUCGUGUGCCAUCGGAGACCUGGGCCUUGCCUUGGUGCUCCCUGGCCUCACCCAGCCUCCCACGUGGGCCCCUACUCAACCCCGAGGCCCAGCUGCCAUCAUGGAGGCUGGCACCCAGAGGUACAUGGCGCCGGAGCUCUUGGACAAGACUCUGGACCUACAGGACUGGGGCACAGCCCUCCGACAAGCCGAUGUGUACUCUCUGGCUCUGCUCCUAUGGGAGAUCCUGAGCCGCUGCCCAGAUUUGUGGCCUGACAGCAGACCACCACCCUUCCAACUGGCCUAUGAGGCAGAACUGGGCAGCACUCCCACCACCUGUGAGCUGUGGGCCUUGGCUGUAGAGGAGAGAAGGCGCCCCUACAUCCCAUCCACCUGGCACUGCUUCACCACAGACCCUGGCGGCCUGAGAGAGCUGCUAGAGGACUGUUGGGAUGCAGACCCAGAAGCGCGGCUGACAGCGGAGUGUGCACAGCGGCGCCUGGCUGCCCUGGCCCGACCGCAGGAGGUCUGCCCCUCCCCAGAGAGCUGUGCCCAUGACUGCCCACCUCUCUGCCCAGAAGACUGCCUCUCAACUCCUCCCCACUGCCGUUCCCCUUUGUAGGCAUCAGCCGAAUGUCUGCUCCUUCAGCAUUCAGCAAGGCCCUUGUUCCGGGAAUCCUCCUGUACCAUGUCUCACCUGUAAAUGUGCAGCUUAUGUAUAAUCUAUGUACAUGUAAACAUAAAUCUGGUGAUCGAAUGCCCAGCUGCUCUGCUUCACCACUCACUACCUUUCCUAUUUGCCGAAUGCCUGGAUCCUUCUGUGGGCAUCCAGUACACUGCAGUCCUGACCAGGGCCUAAGGGGUGGGUGUGCAUAGGAAAGAGGUAAAGUCAGCUUUAUCUCCAUGUCCUUGGGCCUUCCCCACUUCAUGUGAUCCUGGGCUCCUCCUGUCUCUCUUCUUUUCCUUCUCUACCACAAGCCUUCUUUGGGUGGGAUCACAAGGUGGUCAUUGGGGAAAGAUGAAAUUGCUGCUCUGCAGGUGCCCUUGUGGAGGGCCUGCCCAGGGUCCUGAGGCUGAGUGGGAAGGCCUCACAGAGCAUAGGAAGCUUGGGUUUUCAAUGCACAGUUUCCCGGGAGUGGCAGGGGCAGUAGGUGUAGUGUCCCGUGGUGUGGGCCGAAGCUGCAAGGAACCUGGGUAGCGGGAGCAUAGUCUGUGUGGAGGAGAGAGAGGAGAGGUUCUGUGGAGAACUGUAGGCAAGGCCUUGUGAGCCCUACUGAGAAGUUCUUCCUUCAUUUCUUUUUGUUCUUCUCUACUGGCUUUUCUUUCCCACCCCAGGCCCCUUUCAUACUGGGCGCCCCAAAGGGACAUUUCAGUCUGGAUGCCUGGUUUAUAGCCCUAGUUCGUUCGUUCGUUCUUUCUUUCUUUCUUUUUCUUUCUUUUUCUUUCUUUUCUUUUUAGUGUUUUUGUUUGUUUGUUUGUUUUUAAGUAAUAUCUAUACCCAACGUGGGGCUUGAACUCCUGACCUCAAGAUCAAGUCCCAUGCUCAAAGCUAGCCAGGCAUGCCCACCCUCCCCUCCCCGUUUAGUUUCUAACUGAGUGCUCUUGGGGAAGUUACAUUCUCUUUCCAGGCCUCAGGUUUCUCAUCUGCUAAAUCCAGGGGUUGAGGCCUUCUGGUCUAACUCCAGUAGAGCAAUGGGAAGGCUUUGACUUCACUACAACAGGAUUGAUUCCCGGUCAGUGACCAACGAGCCCUGUGUCUUUGAGCAAGUUACUAAACCCUAGGAAUCUGUUUUAUCAUGUAUAAAAUAUGGGUAAAAAUACCUACCCUGUUUGCAGAGUUUAUUCAGGGUAAACAAGAAAUGGUGACAGGUCUGGUGCAGCACCUGGCCUCAGUGGACACUCUGUAAAUGGGAACAGUUGUGACUGAACAUUGAGAUGAUCUCUUGUCCCUUUCCAUGUUGGUUGUUCCAGCAUUAGCCUCUGCAGAGCCUGUCCACUCUCAAGCCCUGAGACUUCACUUUCCUUCAGAACUCUAAUUUUUUACAAGACAUCAUCACGGGAACGCCUGAAACUAAACACAUCGAAAUCCAAGCUCCUGCCUUCACCGAGAGGCCUGCCUUACCCUCUUCCCUGGCUCUCAAAAGCACCAAGUCCCUCUCUCUCUCUCUCUCUUUUGGUAGUCUCUACACCCAACGUGGGGUUCAAACU